GAACGUAAUUAAAAAUUGACCAUGUAAAUAGUUAAUAUGCAACUUAAAAUGAUAUGCAUAAAGUACAAAAUAAGAUGUGAGAUGAUUAUUUUAUUUUAUCAAUUGAAAACGAGAAUGAGUGAUUAUACUUUUUUUAAUAAGUGAUUGUAUAAAUACCAACAGGAUACAUAUAACAUACUCAUAUGACAUGUCGAGAACUAAAAUUUAGAAGACAUUUACAUUCUUCACGCAAUCAGCGUAAAAAACUCACCCAACCCUGAACACGUUUCUUCGUUCUCGCGAGAUCUCGCCAUGUUUCUACUCAUAAAUUGCUCCAACUGCAGAACCGCAUUGCAACUCCCUCCCGGCGCCCGAUCGAUCCGAUGCGCAAUUUGCCAGGCCGUGACUCAAGUCGCCGAUCCACGCGCCGUCCCGCCUCCGCAGGUUUCCAAUCACUGGCCGGCUCCCGGUCCUCCGUCUUCCUCCGCUCCUUCUCCGUACAACCACGCUCCUCCUGGCCCUCCGCCCAAUGUGCACGGCCGGAAGAAGGCUUUGAUCGUCGGCAUAUCUUACCGGAACUCCAGACACGAGCUCAAGGGAUGCCUCAACGACGCCAAGUGCAUGCGAUACCUUCUGAUCAACAAGUUCCAGUUUCCAGAAUCUUCUAUUCUUAUGCUCACUGAAGAAGAGACUGAUCCCUAUAGACGUCCUACCAAAGCCAACAUGCGAAUGGCUCUAUUCUGGCUUGUACAAGGAUGUCAACCUGGAGAUUCUUUGGUAUUUCACUAUUCUGGGCAUGGGUCAAGGCAAAGGAACUACAAUGGUGAUGAAAUUGAUGGAUACGAUGAAACAUUAUGUCCUAUGGACUUUGAAACUCAAGGAAUGAUAGUUGAUGAUGAAAUCAAUGCAUCAAUUGUCAGACCUCUUACUCCUGGAGUUAAGCUUCAUGCGAUAAUAGAUGCAUGCCAUAGUGGAACUGUCUUGGACUUGCCUUAUCUUUGUAGAAUGAACAGGACUGGUCAAUAUAUGUGGGAGGACCAUCGCCCCCGUUCAGGUAUUAUGAAAGGAACUAGUGGAGGUGAAGCGAUAUCUUUCAGUGGUUGUGAUGAUGACCAAACCUCUGCUGAUACAUCUGCUCUAUCUAGAGUUACCUCAACUGGUGCCAUGACUUACUGCUUUAUUCAAGCCAUUGAGCGUGGGCAUGGAACCACUUACGGCAGCAUAUUGACUGCAAUGAGGAAAGCCAUCCAGGAGGCAGGUGGAGGAGGAGGCUCCGGAAGCGACCUUGGUGGGGGCAUUGUCACGUCCCUCCUAACCAUGCUUGUGACAGGCGGCAGUUUUAGUGGUGGAUUUAGACAGGAGCCACAGUUGACUGCAUGCCAGACAUUCGAUGUUUAUGCAAAGCCUUUCUCCUUGUGAAGCCAAAUAGUACUACUCAUUUGCCAUCCAUAUUGGUGUUGCCAUUGUUGGGAGCUCUCUCUUGUGGGCAUUGUUUAUAAAUUCUUCAAAGGAUUCCCAUUGUUGUAGUUAUGGAAUUGUGUAGUUUUUUUUUUUGUGAGCAGUCUUGUUCUGUAUCAGUCAUUUUUAUGUAACGUUGGCUAUAUUUGUUGCCAUAGAAAGAAGUGUAAUUCACUUGGUUUUGUUUAACUCUUUCUAAUUUUUUUUUUCUAACCCUACUGUUGUGGGAUUCAACUG
Messenger RNA from Cuscuta campestris, 1674 nucleotides. Lineage: Eukaryota; Viridiplantae; Streptophyta; Magnoliopsida; Solanales; Convolvulaceae. The record is from the annotation of a GenBank genome assembly.